Molecule: messenger RNA, 4572 nt
Organism: Lichtheimia ornata
Lineage: Eukaryota; Fungi; Mucoromycota; Mucoromycetes; Mucorales; Lichtheimiaceae
Exons: 15
Coding region: 1-4572 (1523 amino acids)
Biological process (GO): negative regulation of transcription by RNA polymerase II
Cellular component (GO): Sin3-type complex; chromatin
Molecular function (GO): transcription corepressor activity
Source: RefSeq, a predicted model, not a curated record
AUGUCGUCUCCCAUACAGCCACCACCGCCUAAUAUAAGGCGUCCACCAAACUCUUCACCGUUAUCACAACCACCAAUGUCGUCCACCGGUCCACCACCAGUCGCUUCACCAUUUUCACAACAACUUCCACCUCCACAGCCAAGUACACCAGUGAGUGGUCCACCAAAACCUUCGUCAGCGACAUCACGCCCUUUACCACCUCCAAACUUGGGCGAGAUUUCAUAUCAACCACCUUCCAUUUCUUCCCCUGGCACGAUGAGCACGUCGGCAUCACCAUACGCUAAUAUUCCGCAACAGUCCUCACAAGCGAUGCCCAACUUGCCUUCACCAAGUACGUUGACAAGUCCUUCCAAUAGCCAUCGACCCAGCAUUACAAGUGGUAGCAAACCAUCAUUACCACCUAUCUCUCCUACGCGUGGACCACCCAUGCCAUUGUUAUCCUCACCCUUUGGAGACAACAAUCCUUCUUCUCGUGGCCAGGCAGGAACUCCCCCACCUCCCCCGCUUUCAACAAAUCAAUCAUCUUCUUCAAGAUCGGCAUCACAAUCACAACCACAACCACCGCAACCGUCACAACAUCAUAAUCCAGUUACCAACACUUCCAAUGCUGACAUGACGACUGCAUCCAAAACCCCUGCCAUCUAUGCAAAUAGCAACACUGGUAGCGGCAGUGCCAGCGGCAAUUUUAGACCUCUCAAUGUCCGCGACGCGUUGACUUACCUCGAUCAAGUCAAGGUCCAAUUCUCAUCACGUCCUGAUGUAUACAAUCAAUUCUUGGAUAUUAUGAAGGAUUUCAAGAGUCAAGGACUCGAUACGCCUGGUGUGAUUGAACGUGUAUCCAUUCUCUUCCAUGGCCACCCUGAUCUUAUAUCUGGUUUCAAUACUUUUCUACCUCCUGGUUAUCGUAUCGACUUUUCAACAGAUCCCAAUGAACCGGAUAUCAUCAAGGUCACCACACCUACUGGUCUUACUCUGAAAUCAUCCACAAGACCUCCAAUGAGCACGAGUGGUGGUAGUGGCAGUGCAGGACAUCAUCCACCAACAAGCAUGGCGAGUGGGCCAAGAGGGAUAUUAUUACGUGAGCAAGACAAUGCAAUGAUCCCACAUAAUAUGGGUGGUAUACCACCAGGUGCUCCUCCUCCACAUCCAUCACAUCCAUCACAUCCACCACCACCACCUCAUGCGGCUGCUGCUCCAGGAUAUCAAACUCCUUAUGGUCAUAUGCCACCUCCACAUCCACCAUCAUUACCUCAUCCAUCCACAUCAGCACCUCUUGCUCCACCACAUCCACCACCACCCCCUCAUUCAAUGCCACCUCAUAUGCCACCACCACCACCACCUCCAAUGCAUGCUGCUGCUCCACCUCCACCUCCUCAUGGUAGCUAUAUUCCUGGUCCAAAUGCACCUUCUAGAAGACCUCCUUCUUUACCAGCCCAUGAUGUCCAAGAUCAAGCAGUCAACGGCAAUGGAAAUACACGACGUGCUCCUGUAGAGUUCAAUCAUGCAAUCGAUUAUGUCAACAAGAUCAAGAAUCGAUUUGCCAAUGAUCCAGAGACAUACAAGCAAUUCCUGGAGAUACUACAGACAUAUCAAAAGGAGAGAAAACCUAUUCAAGAGGUUUAUGGUCAUGUGUCUUAUUUAUUUAAUGGUGCACCUGAUUUGCUGCACGAAUUCAAGCAAUUUCUACCGGAAAUCACUGGUCAACCCGUACCCGAUUUCGUGGAUGACUUUGACAUGAGCUUCCCGCCUGGCAAACGGAUGCCUGGAAUGUCUCCUCCAACUGGAUUUAUGCCACCUGGAAAACGAAAACGCAUGGCGCGUACAAAGGAUGCCAAGUUGGAUGAGGAGAUGAUUGAUGGUUACCCGGCAUCUUCUUAUUUCGAUCCAGCACGACCUACGAUCUCAUCCGAGGAAGUGGAACUAUUUGAGCAGAUUCGCAAGCAUAUCGGCAACAAGCCAUCCUAUGAGGAAUUCUUAAAGACGCUCAAUUUGUUUACCCAGCAAAUCAUUGACGCCGACAUUUUGAUGAAACAAGUGGAAGGCUUUAUUGGCAGUGAUCGGGAUUUGUUUGAAUGGUUCAAGACAGUGGUGGCGAUUGAUCUCAAAGACCGUGCUAUCGAACGACCUGCCAACAUCAUUGCAAAGCCCGAUUUGAAUCAUUGCAAGACCGUAGAUACAAGUCCAAGUUAUCGUCUGGUCUCCAAAGAUUGGCAAAAUCAACCAUGCUCUGGACGUGAUCAAUUAUGCUGGGAAGUGCUCAAUGAUGAAUACGUAUCCCAUCCUAUCUGGGCAAGUGAGGACAGUGGAUUUGUUGCAUCAAAGAAAAAUCAAUAUGAGGAAGCCAUGCAUCGUUGUGAGGAAGAAAGAUAUGAUUAUGAUCUCAACAUUGAUGCAAAUCUCAACACCAUUGCUCUCCUCGAACCCAUCGCCAAAAAGAUUGAUGCCAUGACACCCGAAGAGAAGAAUGCAUUACGACUUUCACCUGGUCUUGGUGGACAAUCGGUUACGAUUUAUGAACGCAUCAUCAAAAAGGUGUAUGAUGAGGAGCGUGGAAAAGAGAUUGUGGAGAUGCUAUACAACAAUCCAGCACGCGUGGUGCCUAUUCUCUUGAAGCGAUUGAAACACAAAGAUGAGGAAUGGCGUAAAGCACAGCAUGAAUGGAACAAGACAUGGAGAGAAGCAGAUGCCAAAAACUUUUACCGUUCCCUUGACUAUCAAGGUUUGACAUUCAAGAGCAAUGAUCGGAAGGCAAUGGCUGGCAAAUCAUUGGUGGCCGAGAUUGAAACGUUGCAUGAUGAUGCAAGAUCGGGUGAAAAGAGCAAAUCCAAGGUUGCAUACCCGCUUUUUUUCUCAUUUGAAGACCAAGGCGUAUUCAAGGAUGUUACACGUGUCAUCUUUUCGUACAUUGAGAAGCAAAAUGGAUUCAGCAGCAAUGACAGAAGCAAGAUUCGCACCUUUGUACGCAUCUUCAUCUCGCUCUUUUUCCAUGUCGAUGAUGUUGUACCUGAAGGAAUGCAAAUUGAAUCGGAUGAAGGAGAGGAAGCAACAACGGAUGAAGAGGAUGAGAAUCAAUCCGUCAACACUGAAGACUCUGAAGCUGAGACUGCACAAUCAUCACGUGAUCGAAGUCGUUCACCAUCCAUGGGUGCUGCUCCUCGAAGACGCAAUGGUCGAUCACGUGGCGACGAGGCUGAUGCAACAAGCGAUUUGUUACGUGAUGUGUUGACAAGGAAUAGCAAAAGCACUUCUGCUGAUGACAAUGAUACGGUCAACAGUGCCGAUACACCUUCAGCAUCUCGCGAUUUUUCAAUUACGCCUGCACCUGAUGAUGAGGAUGAGGAUAGCGAAGAUCAACGUGCCCCACAAAUGGAACCUAAAGAUGAGGAUAAAGCUAUCAAGACCGAGGAAACGUCCGGUGAUGAACGAUCCAUACCCGAUACGACGAUGGAAGAAGCAGGCAACUCCACACCACAAGAAGCAUCAGAUCAAUCCAAAUCACCUGAAGCUUCUGUAAAGGAAGAGCGAGAAACAAAAGAAAGCAACACUCAUGUGCCUGAAGGAAACCGAUUGUUCGCUGCUGCCGCUGCUGCCACAGCACCAGGCGUCCACAAGCGUACCAUUUAUAGCUUCUUUUGCAAUACGGCUUUUUAUUGCUUCUUCCGAUUGUAUCAGGUUGCUUAUGAGCGGUUACUCAAGAUGAAAAAGCUUGAUGCUGAGAUGAAGGCUGAUCCAGAAAAGGGCAAAACUCUCAACAAGGUGGCUCAAGAACUUGGUCUUUAUACCACUCGUUUUGAUGAUAUUGAUCUCUCUGCUGGUUAUUACAAUGCUUUGCUGGAGCUCAUUGAUCGAUUCUUUGAUGGAGAUUUGGAUCAAGCCAUGUUUGAAGAAAAGACUCGCUAUCUUUUUGUCACCGAGGCACACGUGCUUUUUACAAUUGACAAGCUCGUUCAUUCUAUCAUCAAACAAAUCCAGCUGGUCUCGGCUGAUGACAAGUGCGUUGAGCUGGUAGAACUUUUCCGCAGCGAUCAAAUGCUGGACUCUACUUGCCCCCGGAUCGUAUCGGUUUAUCGUCUACGUGCAGAGGAGAUUGUAGGAUCGGAGGAGAAUCUCUACAAAGCCAAGUUUAAUACCGAUACGCAUGAAAUGACGAUCCAAUUACUGGACAAGGACGAUGAUAUGCUUGAACCCAGUCAACAAGAUCACUAUGAAAAUUACGUCGCUAGCUAUAUGGAUUGGGCCAAUUCAACAGACGGCAUUGAUGCAUCCAAGAUGCAAUCUAGUUUCCUUCGAAGGAAUUGGAAACCACAUGACAGGCAUUUAAACAAGAUAUUUGUCCGCUCACGGUUACAGUACAAGAUAUCACAAGAGAACUACCACAUGUAUUAUAUCAUCGGGUCAGAGGACGUCUUUGUACGGCCAUCGAUCACUCCUUCACAAGACUCAAGCAAUGAACGCACCAAGAAAUGGCACAAUUGGCUUGAAUCAAGGACAACAGGCUGGUCAAGAAACAUUGAAGCGGACGAGGAUUGCAACACAAUGGAAACCGAAGCUCGCAAACGACUAGCCGAGUAA